CAGGGACAUGACGGGCACGCCUGGAGCCGCUGCCGCCCGGAACGGCGAGGCCCCCGAGCGCUCCCCACCCUGCAGUCCGAGCUACGAUCUUACGGGCAAGGUGAUGCUUCUGGGAGACUCAGGCGUCGGCAAAACCUGUUUCCUGAUCCAAUUCAAAGAUGGGGCCUUCCUGUCCAGGACCUUCAUAGCCACUGUUGGCAUAGACUUCAGGAACAAGGUGGUGACCGUGGAUGGUAUGAGGGUGAAGCUUCAGAUCUGGGACACCGCAGGGCAGGAGCGGUUCCGCAGUGUCACCCACGCUUAUUACCGAGAUGCCCAGGCCUUGCUGCUGCUGUAUGACAUCACCAACAAAUCUUCCUUCGACAACAUCCGGGCCUGGCUCACUGAGAUUCACGAGUACGCCCAAAGGGAUGUGGUGAUCAUGCUCCUAGGCAACAAGGCGGAUGUGAGCGGUGAAAGGAUGAUCCGUUCAGAGGAUGGCGAGAUGCUGGCCAGGGAGUAUGGAGUUCCCUUCAUGGAGACCAGCGCCAAGACGGGCAUGAACGUGGAGUUAGCCUUUCUGGCCAUUGCCAAGGAGCUGAAGUACAGAGCCGGGCAGCAGGCUAAUGAACCCAGCUUCCAGAUCCGAGACUAUGUGGAGUCCCAGAAGAAGCGGCCCAGCUGCUGCUCUUUCUUGUGAAUCCCAAGGGGCUGAGAGGAAGCCCCAGAGACGCACAAGGAUGCGGCCUUCUCCCUCAGACCCGGUUUAUUCUAAGCGACUGAGCCAAUGAGGAGAGAGUUGGGGGACCCAGUGCACAGCCCCUCUGUACUCCUGCCCCUAUUCUAGCUCCUGUAGCUUCCCUGCAUCCCCGGAGGAGGGUAAAAUAUUUUUAUUUCAUUUUAAUGAUACAUAAGCUAAUCAACAGGGCACCAGAAAACGGAGGAAGGGAGCUGGUGCCCCUUUUGCCUUCUAGUGCUAGGACUCAGGGGCCUGGGCCUCCCGCCUAACCACGAUGAGCUCCAGCUCAGCACCAGGGGGCACUGAUGCACUUCUGGGGUGUGAGGCAGGUAGUGAGUGACCCCAUUCCCACCCUUCAGCUGGCAAGAGGCUGAGCAGACCCAGGCCUUCAUUUCCUCCGGCUCCCCAGAGAACAAUCUUCCCCAAUAAAACAGGGCCCUUGUGCCGGGAGCUAGACCAAAGCCUCCGUAAGAUAAGAGAUGUGGAGAUUGGGCAGGGACCCAGCUCCCUGGGGGGAGGGGAGGAGAGGAGUAACAGAGAUUAGGUCUCUCUGUAAGGCUACCUCUGGCCUUACUAGCCCCUCUCUGGGAGGUGCACCCCAUUUCCCCCAGCCCACAAGCACAUUAGGACACCUGGAAACAUCUGGUUCCUAUUCACUGGACCUCAGAUGCCAGGGGAGCCCCUCCUCCCUGAAUCCCUGGCCUUAUCUUUCUACCUUUCUGCCUGUGUCCCCAGACACCUACAGUUACUGAUAGGGAAAGGUUAUUCUUCUGUCCCAAUCCUUUGGCAGGUAUGCAGCCCACAGGCUACUUCUUCAAGCAGCUGUAGUGCUUCCACUGGAUAAAGAGCCAGAUAAAAAGAAAGCCCUGACUCCUGGAGUAGGUGGGAGGUAGAAGUGAGCAAACCUCACCCCAUUGUGUAAUCCCUGAACCCAAAGGCCAUCUCCUCCCCAAUCGAUCAGCCACAUCCUUUUCUUCUCAGAUGGACAUUAGGGCCCAAACUGCUUUAUCUCCCUUCGUACUGAGCCAGGUUAGGGAGUGAGAGGUCAUCCAUUUCUGGGAAAAUCAACGCAUUGUAUGCAAAACAAGGUCGUGUGGGUGAGGCUUGGGUGGGGAGACGCGCUGCGAGGAGCUUACACGGGGCCAACCAAGGUCACAUGUCUCCCA
Messenger RNA from Kogia breviceps (pygmy sperm whale), 1884 nucleotides. RefSeq names its product RAB37, member RAS oncogene family (gene RAB37). Gene Ontology annotation, biological process: regulation of exocytosis. Lineage: Eukaryota; Metazoa; Chordata; Mammalia; Artiodactyla; Physeteridae. Gene Ontology annotation, molecular function: GTP binding; GTPase activity. The record is from RefSeq and is a predicted model, not a curated record.